AUGCUGAGAAAGCUUGGUAUCCCCUCACGAUUCAAGAUGGCUACCCCUAAUAAGCUGAUCACUCUACCACACGACGAUCACUUCAUAUCAUCGCUUCACUUGCAGGGCAAUGUGUUGUCUGUCUAUGAGACGGACCAUACGCUGCUAAAGUUGUUUGUGGAGUUAUGGAUAACUACGGACGCAAUAUUCGGGGAAACGGCCGUGGUAGAGGAAGAGGAUGGGGCAGAGGAGGCCGUGGCCAGAACCAAGGUGGCGGACGUGGACAUGGAGACUGGGGCGGAAGAGGAGGUUAUCGUGGCCAAAUAUAGAAACAAUAGAGACAACUAUUCAGAUACAACUGCAAGGCCACCAGAGAAAAGGGUGAAACAGGAAAUACAUUCAAUUGGUUACAAACGAUUACAAGAAAUUAAAACUAAAGAUGCCACAGAAAUUGUGCUGACUCUGAACACAGGGCGAAGUGGCUUGAAGGAAUUGCUGGCUGAGCCUCUUAUUCGGAAAGACCUAUUUGUUCUACUACUGAGUGCCUUGUCCAAAGCCUGUGAUUGUGAUACUUCUCCACAAUUAUUAAACGGCCUACUUGGCACUUUAGUUUCUACUGACUUUUUAAUUCGACAUCUCACCCUGUUUUUUGCACAGCUGCCUGCCGAAUACAGCCACUGCAAAAUCCAGGAAUUCCCACAACAGAUAAAAGAUGCUGUGAAAGUAAUGAAGACAAUUCUAGAUCGUAUGCCUGACCAUUUCGUGGAUAUAAUUCCACCAACCAGUACUCUUGAAGGUGCCAUUAAUCAACUGCGGAUUUCCAGUGAUGUAAUAGAUACUGAAAUUACGCUGAUGCUCGAAGACCUGAAACAGAUAACAGGGGAUCUUAUGCAAACCCGCAAAAAUGAUAAACAUAAAGACAUGUUGGUUGAUCUAUCUGAGGAAGAGCCUCCUAACAACUUCCGAGAUAUUCCUAUUUUCCCUGAUGUUAAAGAUAUUCAUAUGGAUGUCGAACCAUUCAUUAGACCAAACAUUGUCUCUGGGGGAUACAAAGGAGUGGAACACUAUCUCGAUGUUCAGUUCAGAUUGCUUCGUGAAGACUUCAUGGCUCCUCUACGUGAUGGUAUAUCAGCUUACCUGACCAUGCAGAGAAACCCUCAAGCAAAGGGCUCGAAUCUACAAGACAUACGGCUCUAUUAUGGCGUGCACAUUGAAUACCCUUUGUGCACCUUGCAUGGAAUUGUUCAUAAAAUAAAGUUUGAUCAGACACGACUGAAACAUGUGAGAUGGCAGUCAAGUAAAAGAUUGAUAUAUGGAUCUCUGCUUUGCCUGUCCAAGGAUGAUUUUAAUACUCUUAUAUUUGCCACCGUAGCUAAUCGUGAUGCUAAAGACCUUGAACAAGGAUAUCUGGAGGUUAGAUUUGAAGACUCAACACAAGUUUCAACAAUCUUACCAAAGGAUGAGUUUAUUUUAGCCGAGACAUCAGCAUAUUUUGAAGCCUACAGGCAUGUCCUGCAUGGUUUACAAGAAACAACUGAAGAAAACAUGGCAUUCAAAAAGUACAUUGUCAAAGCUGCUACAUCCGUUGAUUCACCUAUGUAUUUGCGAAGGGGAUAUGCAGCAUAUGACUUACGACCAUUAGUGGAAGAACCGAGGAAAGUUAGUCGUAAUAGGCAUUUGAAUUUGGAUGACUCUGAUGGCGAUUAUGAUUCUGAUUCUGAAGAUGAAUAUGAAUACAAAUACAGCUCUGAACCCCGCCUCAAUCAAUUAAAAAAUGUGCCCUUGCUACAAUUGAAUCGAUGGCCAAAUGCAGCAAGCUUGAACUUUGAUGAGACACAGUUAGCUGCUGUACAGACAGCAUUGACCAAAGAAUUUGCAAUCAUUCAAGGUCCACCAGGAACUGGGAAAACAUAUAUUGGUCUUAAGAUUGUGAGAGCACUGCUUUUUAACAAACACAUCUGGGGUGUGAACAACUUAACAGGCGAGAAAGAUCCACGACCUAUCCUAAUUGUGUGCUAUACCAAUCACGCUCUGGACCAGUUUCUUGAAGGUAUUCAGAAGUUUCAAAAGACUAAUCUAGUAAGAAUUGGAGGUCGUAGUUCAAGUGAAACAUUAAAACAAUAUAACUUGAAUUACCUAAAAUCACAGAUUCGUACAAGACGCAAUAUUCCAAAACAUAUAUUUGCUGGAUUGUGCUCUGCCAGAGAUGAUAUGCAGUAUUUGAAGGAACCAAUGGAGCGAGCUGCUGAGUUAAUUGAAACUACCAGAAAGGGGAUAUUGAAUGAUGAUUGUCUUUUGCCAUUCAUUUCUGAUACCCACUGGAACCGUCUCAGUGAUGUGACUUCAUCAAUUUCUCGAGAGUACAUUGGUAUCCGUCAAGUUGGAACUUCCAUACCACUCUGGCUUGGUCUUACUGGUGAGGUAUUUAUGGUUCAGAAUAGCAAAAACAAAUCAGUGAUUAUGCACAAAGAUGUGGAUCAUAUUGUCAAAGAAGAUAAGAUGCUUGCUGCUGCUGCUGCUGCUGCUGAUGAUGAUGAUGAUGAAGAAAACUUAAUCGAUUUUGAGGAGGAAGCUGACAUUCUUCAGUCCGAGCGGUUUUUAGAUGAUGAAGAUGAUGAUAAUCUUUUUCUGUCACAGAUUAAUAACAAAAAAAGGGGAGGUGUUGCCAACCUAGCAAAUACAAAUAUUGCUAUGGACCUAGAUGCAAUUGCCCAGCAAUCUGACAGAAGAUCGUCUGUAGUUGGUGGUUGGACCGUACAACGAAAAAACAAACACCAAUUGAAGCGUGAUAUUAUACGUAAGUUGAACAGUAAAGACAUGAUGUCUGAGCAGGAGGCUUCCAAAAUUGUUGAUAUAUGGGCAUUGAAGAUAGAUGAUAGAUGGAGAUUGUAUCGACAUUGGGUAGCACAGUAUUGUGAUGAGCAAAAAAACAUACUCGGAAAUCAUCACCAAUCCUACGAAGCAGCAAGUAAGCAACUGUCAGAAAUCCAAGAUCAAGAAAACCUUACAAUAUUGAGAGAGGCUCUUGUCAUUGGCAUGACAACUACAGGUGCUGCCAAAUAUCGCAAAUUGAUUCAACAGGUUCAGCCCAAGAUUGUUAUUGUUGAAGAAGCAGCUGAGGUAUUGGAGGCUCACAUUAUCACUACACUGACCAAAGGAUGUGAACAUCUCAUUCUCAUUGGUGACCAUCAGCAGCUGAGACCUAAUCCAACUGUUUAUAAGUUAGCCACCAAAUUCCACCUGGACAUAUCCCUUUUUGAAAGAAUGGUAAAUAACAAGAUGAGUUGUGAAAGAUUAGGCCAACAGCAUAGAAUGAGGCCAGAGAUAGCUGAAAUGAUGAAACAUUUCUAUGAUAACCUCUCCAACCAUGAAUCAGUCAUGAAUUUUGACAAGAUAAGAGGAGUAUCUUCAAAUAUAUUUUUCUUAGAGCAUGAUUUCAAAGAAGAAAAUGUCAAAGACACUAAAAGCAAGUCAAACAUUCAUGAAGCGAAAUUUCUAGCAGGAUUAUGCAAGUAUUUCCUCCUCCAGGGCUACUCUCCAUCCCAAAUUACAGUUUUGACAACUUAUACAGGUCAACUGUUUGCUCUUAGAAACGAAAUGCCUAAACGACUCUUUGAAGGUGUCCGAGUUUGUGUUGUAGACAACUUUCAAGGUGAAGAAAAUGAUAUUAUUCUACUUUCUUUGGUGAGAAGUAAUGAGGAAGGCAAGAUUGGUUUCCUGAAGAUAUCAAAUCGUAUCUGCGUGGCACUCUCAAGAGCAAAACAGGGUUUCUACUGUAUUGGAAACUUUGAUCAGCUUGCCAAAGAGGGAGAUCUCUGGAGCAAGAUCAUUCAUGAUAUGAGGAAAAGUGGACGUGUUGGAAAGCACUUGAAAUUGACAUGCCAGAACCACCCCCAGAAUGUCAUUCCUGUUUCAAAAUAUUCCGAUUUCAGUGCAGCCCCGGAGGGAGGUUGUACCAGGCCAUGCGAAUAUCGCCUUGAUUGUGGCCAUAAAUGUGAGAUGGUAUGUCACCCACGUGACCAAGACCACAAGGAAUAUAAGUGUAGAAAACCUUGUGAGAAAGUAAUCUGUGAGUUUGGUCAUAAGUGUGCUAAAUAUUGUUACCAGCCCUGUGAAAGUAGCUGCAGUGUUGCCGUGAAGAAAUUAUUGCCUAAGUGUGGCCAUUCCCAAGUCAUGCCAUGCCAUAAAGAUCCAAUAUAUGCUGAAUGCAAAUCUCGCUGUGCAAAGAAGCUUCCUUGCGGUCACUCUUGUCUUAAAUUGUGUGGAGAGUUGUGUACACGAAGUGAUGAGUGUAAAGAAGUUGUUCAGCGUACAGACUGGCCUUGUGGACACAAAGUAAAAGUUAAAUGCUCAGAUAAACCUGAUGUAUGUCCUGCACCUUGUAAUACAACACUAAAGUGUGAACACACAUGUACAGGAAGUUGUGGAAAAUGCCGAAGUGGUCGACUACAUAUACAAUGCACAAUGAAAUGUGGCCGAACAUUGGUGUGUGGUCAUAGCUGUACUGAGCCAUGUACUCGCAAUUGUCCACCAUGCAAAAAAAAAUGUGAGAAUCGAUGCAAGCACAGUAAGUGUCCUAAGAAGUGUGGUGACUUGUGCAAGCCAUGUAAGGAGCCAUGUUACUGGCAAUGUAUUCAUCAAAAAUGUACUGCAAAAUGUGGUGAUUUGUGUGUCAGAACACGGUGUGACAUGCCAUGUGAAAAAAUACUUCGCUGUAAACAUCCCUGCAUUGGACUGUGUGGUGAACCAUGUCCACGAAAAUGCAGGAUAUGUCACAAAAAUGAUGUCACAGAAAUAUUUUUUGGGACUGAGGAUGAAGAUGAUGCUCGUUUUAUUCAGUUGUUGGACUGUCCACAUUUUCUUGAAGUACAAGGUUUGGAUCAGUGGAUGGACAUGGCUGAGAGUGGAGACUCAAACCACGACAUACAAUUUAAAGGAUGUCCCAAAUGUAAAACCCCCAUACGAAAAAGUAAUCGUUAUGGUAACGUCAUCAAGCAAUGUUUGGAAGAUAUCCAGAGAGUAAAGCAGAAGGUAAUUGGUGAUGAUAACAAUAGACAAAAAAUAAAGAGACAUCUGAAUCGUGAACUCCUUGAUGCUGAACAGGGAGAAAAUCGUUUGAAGCACUCAAUUUGGAGAGAACUAAAGAGUAUGCUUCAGCUUGAUCUCACUGAGGAGCAGCUGGUUAUGACAGAAAAUAAAAUCCUAUUCUUAAAAGAAAUAUCGAAGAUUAGGAACCGAGCAAAUAGUAGCCGUCAACUCACAUCGCUACGUUCAAGAUUAUCUGCUCUUGGCAUCAGAAGACAUCUCUUUUAUGGUUAUAAUGGUGGUGAUAAUGAGUUUUUUCCAAUUGAAGAUGAGUUAUCAAAGCUUGAAAAUUGGAUAAUGAAACCACGUUUACGUCUCAGUGAGCAGGAACUUGAGGAUAUCAGCACAGAAAUACACAGACAAAGUGUUUUCUGUAAUCUCAUCACAAUGAAAUGUAAUAUAAAGAAAAAUAAAGUUAAACUGUCAGAUACAGCUACAAGAUACUUGGAAAAAGCCGAGAGAAUACUUUGCAGUUCUAUGCCCUUAACAGAUCCACGAGAUGAUGAAGUCAAAGAACUUUUAAAGUGUGUCCAGAAGCUACACCCAGAAUCAAUGGCAAAUAUAUCAGAAGAAGAACGUAUUAUGAUCGUUAAAGCAAUGGGAUUUACUCCUGGUCAUUGGUUUAAAUGUCCAAAUGGUCAUAUAUAUGCUAUUGGGGAUUGUGGUGGGGCGACAGUAGAGGCAAAAUGUCCAGAGUGCGAUGCAGAUAUAGGAGGGAGACAUCAUACACUGCGAUCAGAUAAUAGACUUGCCAGAGAAAUGGAUGGUGCAUCAUAUGCUGCAUGGUCUGAUCAAGCAAAUAUGGAAAAUUAUGAGUUUGAUGAAUAA
Molecule: messenger RNA, 5892 nt
Organism: Saccoglossus kowalevskii
Lineage: Eukaryota; Metazoa; Hemichordata; Enteropneusta; Harrimaniidae
Product: NFX1-type zinc finger-containing protein 1-like
Biological process (GO): regulatory ncRNA-mediated heterochromatin formation
Cellular component (GO): nucleus; nuclear RNA-directed RNA polymerase complex
Molecular function (GO): zinc ion binding; helicase activity
Source: RefSeq, a predicted model, not a curated record